AAUAAAUAAAUAAAAAUAAAGUAAAAGCAUCACUCAGAAUCUUUUUUUUGAGAAGAACUGAUGUGGGGGCAGGGUGUGUGGAAGAAGGGAAGAAAUGACAGUGGCCUGAACCAGGGUAAGUCUAGUGUAGGUGGUUGAGAAGUGAUUCUUCUGGAAGGUAAAGUUGCUGAUGGAACUGAAUGGAGGAUGCCAAGACUUUUGACCUGAGUGAUUAGAAGGAUGGAGUUAACAUCAGGUGAAAUACGGGAAACUUCUUCAAGUGGAACAAAUUUGAGAGGCUGCACCACCCAGGACACUAUGAAAAUGAAGUUGCCACUGACUGGAGGUCAGCAGUCCUGCAUUGGAUCCAGAUGAAUGUACAGCAGCAUGGAACCCCCAAGGCUAUGCUCUAGAGGGUCAUCUCUGAACCUCCUUGAAAAUGAUGAGGUGGAGUUUGUCCGAACUGGCUAUGGGAAAGAUAUGGUAAAAGUUCUCCAUAUUCAGCGAGAUGGAAAAUAUCACAGCAUUAAAGAAGUGGCAACUUCAGUGCAACUUACUCUGAAUUCCAAAAAAGAUUACCUGCAUGGAGACAAUUCAGAUAUCAUCCCUACAGACACCAUCAAGAACACAGUUCAUGCCUUGGCAAAGUUUAAAGGAAUCGAAAGCAUAGAAACCUUUGCUGUGAAUAUUUGUGAGCAUUUUCUUUCUUCUUUUAACCAUGUCAUCCAAACUCAAGUCUAUGUGGAAGAAAUCCCUUGGAAGCGGCUUGAAAAGAAUGGAGUUAAGCAUGUCCAUGCAUUUAUUCACACUCCCACUGGAACACACUUCUGUGAGGUUGAACAGCUGAGAAGUGGACCCCCAGUUAUUCAUUCUGGAAUCAAAGACCUCAAGGUCUUGAAAACAACCCAGUCUGGAUUUGAAGGUUUCAUCAAGGACCAGUUCACCACCCUCCCUGAGGUGAAGGACCGAUGCUUUGCCACACAAGUAUACUGCAAGUGGCGCUACCACCAGUGCAGGGAUGUGGACUUCGAGGCUACCUGGGACACCAUUCGGGACCUUGUCCUAGAGAAAUUUGCUGGACCCUAUGACAAAGGCGAGUACUCGCCCUCUGUUCAGAAGACCCUCUAUGAUAUCCAGGUGCUCUCCCUGAGUCGAGUUCCUGAGAUAGAAGAUAUGGAGAUCAGCCUGCCAAACAUUCACUACUUCAACAUAGACAUGUCCAAAAUGGGUCUGAUCAACAAGGAAGAGGUCUUGCUGCCAUUAGACAAUCCAUAUGGCAAAAUUACUGGUACAGUCAAGAGGAAGUUGUCUUCAAGACUGUGACAUUGUGGCCACCAAUAGGAGUCCACUCUCAGCUGAGGAAUUCCUUAUGUCAUUUGUGAUGCUGGAGAUUAUAGCAUGUAGCCAUGCAAAAUUUCACACUAGUAUGUUGAUUUAUAGUGUUCAUUUUCCUCCAAUACGAAGCAAUUUAUUUCUACUACAUCUAGCUCAGCAAGGCAUUCUGUGGAUUACCUUAUUAGUAAUUGUAACAUGCUUUAUGGCUAUAGUUUACUUUUAAAAUGCUGAGCAGUAUUAUAACAGUUAUACAUCAGUAUUUCUUUUUGGUUGACUUAUGCCUUCCUAGCUUCGAGCAGCUUUAGAAUCAAUUCAUUAAGAAGAUAAUCAUGAAUUAAUGGGUGUGUCACAUCAAUUAAUUUGUGCACAGCUUUAAAAAACAAAUAUCGUUUUCAUCCUACUGAUGCUCCUAAGUAAUGCAGAAAAGGAAAUAAAAUUAUAUUGAAAAAUA
Molecule: messenger RNA, 1765 nt
Organism: Cebus imitator (Panamanian white-faced capuchin)
Lineage: Eukaryota; Metazoa; Chordata; Mammalia; Primates; Cebidae
Product: uricase
Exons: 9
Coding region: 355-1302 (315 amino acids)
Biological process (GO): urate catabolic process; purine nucleobase catabolic process
Cellular component (GO): peroxisome
Molecular function (GO): urate oxidase activity
Source: RefSeq, a predicted model, not a curated record